Molecule: messenger RNA, 2826 nt
Organism: Phacochoerus africanus (Common warthog)
Lineage: Eukaryota; Metazoa; Chordata; Mammalia; Artiodactyla; Suidae
Gene: VCF1
Product: family with sequence similarity 104 member A
Exons: 5
Coding region: 75-689 (204 amino acids)
Source: RefSeq, a predicted model, not a curated record
GGGGUUACCGGUCGGCGCGGUCGGGCUCGCGCCUCUGCGCAGCCGCAGGAGGGCGGUACCACGGCGGCUGCGACAUGGGGGGGCGCGGAGCAGACGCCGGAAGUAGCGGUGGUACGGGUCCCACCGAGGGGUACUCACCGCCGGCAGCAUCCACCAGAGCCGCGGCGAGAGCUAAGGCCCGAGGGGGUGGGCGUGGCGGCCGCCGAAACACAACACCCUCAGUUCCCUCUUCUGGUGGCGCGGCGCCGCGUCGCUCGCCUCCACCGGCUGCCAUGAGCGAGCGUCUCCGCCCCAGGAAAAGGAGAAGGAAUGGCAGUGAGGAAGACCACCACCUCCCCCCGCAGACCAAAAGGAGUAGUAGAAACGCUGUCUUUCACGAUUCCUGGGACACAGAGACUGUACCUGUAACGAGAAACAGUAAAGAAAACAGACUAAGUGGAAACAAAGUGCUGUGCACGUCUUCCAGCAGCGACAGCGGCGGGAGCAGCAGCAGCAGCAUCAACAGCCCGGACCGGGCCAGUGGGCCAGAAAGCAGCUUCAACCACCUGGCCAGCGGGUCGAGCCCCCACACCCCGCAGCCCGUGCCCGAGCCGUCCGCGCUGUGCCAAGGCCCGUACUUCCACAUCAACCAGACCCUGAAGGAGGCCCACUUCCACAGCCUGCAGCACCGAGGCCGGCCGCCCACAUGACGGGCCGGCUGUUUCUUGCCUUCUGUGAAGGGACAGUGCUGUGCAGAUUUGAUAUUUCAACUUAUGAUGUUUUUAAAAAUUGCACAAAAAAUGCCUGUUGGCUUUUCAGUCUAUAUUUGAAAUAACAGGUUAACAGGCCGUUGUUUACUUGUGGUUUUGCUGCACUAUUGCGAUUUCAAAGGGGCUUCGAAGCAGUUUUUUAUAGGAUUCUUUUGAGGGUGGGUAUCAAAUCCAUGUCAAGGUAACAGUAGGAGGAAAUCUCAUCUGUGUGUUGAAUCCAUAGUUUGUCCAAUUCAGACUGAUUUCCAAAUCUGUCAAUUAGAAAUUCUACUAUGUGUAAAAAGGCCUUUUAACAAUGCGGGAUCUUCAAUUUUUUUAAAUUCAAUAAACCAGUGAAGAGUAUCUAGUUUCCAUGGAAAGAAAACCUAAGUUUUUUCCAAAAUAGAGAAAGCUUGAUUCAGUCUUGCACUGAAAUUAAUUGCCAUACUACCUCUUAGUAUGAAGAUGUCCUGUUGAAAGUACUCUGUCCUCUGGGACAGAAGAACCAGAUCCCAGUUAGACUGUGCAACUAAGCUCCCUCCCGGGAAACUCUUCUCUCUUCGUUAUAUAUUUGUAUUCCCAGAGAGAAGGUCUUUCAGACUCUUGGAUUCCCAGAUAACUUGCUACCGUUAUUCCUCCAGAGCCUACAUCUCAGACUUAGAAAACAGUUUAGUUCCGACAGUCAAGAAAUACACAAGGACUUUUCGUCUUACAGCCUUUUGCAGCAGCAGCUCCCGUGAUCUCAAUGCUAACUCCACCUCGUAGGGUCGAGAAUUAAGGCGCCGGCGAAGGCCGACAGUGUACGCUAUCUGUGCUGUGAAGCUACUGGCCAAGGAUCCACGUCAUGCUUAAAGUAACCCCCAGCAGUGGCUGGGGCCACAUUCCACUGCUGCAACUGGAAAGACUGGUGUGGCUUAGCAACAAAGGAGCAGAGGCACCUCUAGAAGAAAUAACGUGUAGUAUUUAUUUAGAGAUGGGUUGUCCCAUGUCACUUGGUCAUGCUAGAGAGCCACCCCAGCUUGAAUAACGAAGGCGUAGAUGAGUCUUCUUCCUCAGUGACCAGCUGUCUGAACAAGGAGCCAGGAUGCCUCGGGUCAUCUGCUCUGGGGAGUGCCGGGGGGACAACCUGCCAUUGUACGGAGAGGAAAGUGCCUUAGAGUCCACGCGGUCCCCCACCUGCUCACCCUCCACGCCGCCCGCAGUCCGCACAGCACACAGGCAGAGCUAGAAGCGCCCAGAGCUCUGGUCAGGGGACUUGGCUCUUUGUCAAGAUGUGAGGAGGACAUGGGACAGAAGGAGAUUUUAUUAUGUGACGGAACUGCAAUUUGAGGACGUGGACUACGGGAAGAGGGUAAGCACUUUACUUCCCUUCCUGGGUCUGCUCCUCUGCCGUGGGAGAGCCGAAAGCUCGGUUUCUACGGGCAGACAUGGAGACUGGUGGGCAAGCUUACAGCACGGGCCCAUGCUUCUCGAGCGGGUGGUUUGUGUAGGAACUCCUUUUUUUUUAUUACCAUCUCCCAAGUUUUAGAACCAGACAUUUGAUGAGGAUUUUGGAUCUUAAUGGGUUUGAUGGCAGGGAAUACGGAAAGGGUACAUUGCUAGUAUUUUAUCUAACAAGAAAGCAAACCAACAAUGACUAAAUGCUGUAAGAAGACCAGCUGUUGAGCUCUCAAACACACAUGAACACAAUUCGGAAAUACCCAGGAGGACUCUCGCAGGCUUAAUGGAUGGCAGCCCACUGAAACAAGACGUGUGUUAACAAGAACAUGUGAAAUUCGAGAAAGCAAAUUUCCUUUUAUUUCCCACCCAACUAAAAGACAUGAAAGACGAAACCAUCACUGAAGGAAAACAGUUUUUUUCCCAAAUAAGUACAAUCAUAGUGCUGGGUUAGCAGUUAACUCUUUUGCCCUGUUAAACACAAGAAAUAACCUCCAUCCUGUCCUGCAUAUUUUCUAGAGCUUUGGCAGCCUGAGAUACCUUUCUGUUACGAGGCUACUCGACAGUGUAAAUGGGCAUCGUUUACAAGUUCCAUGAGCUCGAGCUAGUGACGCCGUGUACUACUUCUAUAUUAUGCCGCCAUUAAAACAGCAUUAGUGCA